AUGUCUGAUUCCAUUGCCAUGUCAGAAAGGUAGGAGAUUUGAGCCCAUACUAAUCUUUCACCAAAACUAUUUUUAUAAAUGUAUCACGAGUCAAGCCUCAAUACCAGUGAAUAGUAGUAUUUCAGUAUUGUUCUAAAUAUUUUCUACUUAAGAUAUACUGUCAAUAUUACUUCAGUAGACUCAAAGUCUCCACGAAAUGUAGUUGUGGGAAAUAGGUAAAACAUCGUUCUUGAUAAUACAAGUGCAUCGCUAAAGCUCUUGCUACUAUGGUGGUUUGUCAUGAACAUAGAUAGUAAGUUCGAAUUACUCGUUGAAGUUAAAAUUACCUUCAGUUAAAGUUGUAUCAAGGUCAUUUCGCACGAGCUAGUUGUGAUCUCCUUAGUCAGGUCAGGUAGUUAAAUUUGCUUCUUUUCGGGUACCUCGACCGAAUAUUUUGUUGCUAAAAUUGAUCCAGAGUGCAACAGCAGUUGCACAGCAAUACCAGCUUAUGUUUCGAAAGACCUAAAGUAACCUGUAACCAAGUAACUCUAACCAAGUUGAAAAUUUACUUGAAUUUAGCGGCUUCUAUUUCCUUCGAGUGAGCAGGCUUAUUCAACAAUUUGACUGAUCAUAAGUUUGCUGAACAAUGUGUUGUUAUUAUAAUAUAUUCUUAUUGAUCAGAUCAGGGAGAUUAACGGUUGAAUAGCAGCGCCCAAUUUUCACUCAGCUCUGUCUUACCCCAACUGUCAUAUCUGUUGUUGUUCAUUUUGUAUUUGUUUAAUUAUCAUCUUGUAUCAUCAUUUUGUGGCAUGUUCUUGUGGCAGGUCCUUUGCUAUGAUUUCUCAAGAAAAGUUAAACAGUGAGCAAAAGGUUUUCACUCGAGUUCCUUGUUGCAAUCCUGAACGAAAUACGACAAAAAUUAGCAUAACGUUGCUUAUUGUGAUUAAGAAAUGAGAUUCAGUCUUUUUACUAAUGAAUAUUUUUUCUAAUGAACCCUCAAAAAUGUGGUGAACUGCAAGCGAUAUUUAGACAAUAUUGCGUGUGUUACAUUUUAAGGUCAGGAUUAAAGCCAACCUUAGACAUACCGCGCUGCUGACCGUCAAGUUUUGAUAGACAUCUUGACCUGAAAUUUCUUCAGACACGGACAACAAUACGAAGCGAAAUUAUCUCACAGAGAACAUAACUCGGCCUCCUUUUGAAUUCUCACCGCGCCAGGAUACGUCUUGAUAUCGUCUUGUUUCAAGCCACCGUUAUACUUUUUGAACCAAAACAUUCACGUUUAAUAGUGCCCCUGGAAAAACGUUAUGUGGCAAAAGAUAAACAGAUGCAGUGAACUCAAUUCAAGGAUAACGGAGAAAGUUUGACUGCCUCAGACGAGCGUUCCAUAUCAUCGUCAUGAUUGUUAUGGUUACGGUAACCUUAAAUUUAAUUACCGCUGUCAGAGAAUAGAACUUUAUGGUAAACAUCUUAAUUUAAAUUCAAAUUUUUGAAUUUAAUCCAGCUUUCGACGUGCUGAAGGGUAUUUAGACGAACUUUCUUGAGCUCAACAUGUUAGGUGAUGUGUUAUCUUAUCGAGUUCUAGUCUGCACAAAUAUUGCGCAAUGAGGCUUGAACAUAAAACAUAAUACGAAGGAUACAAAAAAUAUAUAUUUGAUGGUUGAUACGCGCAAAUUAAGUAAAGGAAAAUGAAAUUAUUAAAAUGCUGGCCUUGAAAUUAUUGUGGUAAAUUAGGUUCCUUUGAUAGUGGGUCUGCAUUUUCAUCGGUGUCCACAUUUGUCUGAAUACUGGUGUGGCAAGAUGCCAAGUUUUUUCUUUGUUAGGCAGGUUAAGCGCCCAGGAUGUAGAAAGACUGAGGGCCUUGCUGGCUGAAAAUACUAACGGAAUGGUACAGUUUUUACCAUUUUCAGUACCUUCAGAUAUGCAUUCACAGUUAAAAAGUUAGCAUUUAUUUUCCUGUAGACUUGUCUUUUUGCGUAGUCAUUGGUGCAUAACAAUAGUGCUUCACAACAAAUGGCAGCGCAUAAUUAAUUUCUCUCAGAUCAUUAUUUCCUAUCUUCGUAGGAAUGAUGAACAAUGCAAAGUGCAGCCUAAUUCGAAAAACUUGAACUUCAUACUCAUCUAUCCUCUUAAAACUCGGAGAUGGUCAAUGUUCAUUAAUGCAAGCUAAACGAUCUGAUAAUUUUGGUAGAAAUGAGUUAUUCAUGAAUAGCAAUGCAGUGGGAGGAAGUGGCCUGUAAUAUUUGGCAACUCAAAAGUCUCUCAAACUUCGCCCUUUGUAUUUUUUUCGCAGUUUUCUUUACAAUGAACCUUCCAAAGGUACUAUUUCAAAUUGAAUAAAGCAAAUGUAUCCGGACUAAAUGCGACGAAACAAGUAAUUCGCACUUCAUUGAACACGGAACCAAAAGAAGCAAAUUUAAUUAUGGCUUUCAUUGUUCUAGUAUGUUGUGAGAAUUUGCAAGUCUCAGCUUGAUCAGUUUUCUGGUAUGUCAUCAUCAUUUUUUAACUCAGAGAGAAAAGCACGAAAUUCAAAAAAAAAAAAACCUAGAAAAUGCGUGGUGAAAAGGAUCUAAAAUACACUCGACUAGUUUAAGUUUUGCUCAUGAUAGCUUCGGUGACGCAAUGCGACAGUUGACAAGAUUAACAAAUCCAAAUCAAAGUGGUCAGUAUUUUAGCAUUUCCCUUCCUUAGAAGUUUAUUGCACAGUCACCCAUUUCUGAUAUUUGACAUUUCCGUUCGGCCAUCAUUGACACAUCUUACGAGCUAGUAAUGGAUAAUUUAUUUGUACACCGUACAAGCUGCCUGUGUAUGCAAAAGUAUUUGAGUUUAGCUCACUUGUAUUUGCUAUCCUUUCUAUCUGCCUUCUUAGAAUGUACAGAAUGCGAUUUCCAUCGUCCAAUUGGCUUUUCCUGGUUUUUGCGUUGCUUCUAUCCAUCGGUAAGGCACUCCUACAGCACCUUCUUUAAAUGCACCUCGUAUUUUAUUGAAAAAGCAACGAUACUUUAUGCCCUGCAUUCAACGCCUUUACUUUACUUUCAGUGUAGAGUAAGAAAACCUUACUAAGCUCACGAUAGGACACACUGUAGAAUCAAAAUAAAAUCGAGAGGAUAAAUCAAAAACAAGUUUUAGUUUCUGUAAUACCCUGGGUGUAGGAACAUUUUUGUAACAAAACUUGUUAUCUCCGAAAUCAGCAGGCCUUUAACUGUCACUCUUUCCAAAUGGAAGCUACCCGAAGAAUUUACCACACAAAGACAUUUGGGAAGAUUUCAAACAAAGUCGUGGCAUACGUUUGCAAAACAAUUCGCAGUUUCAAAUAAAAAUAAGAGAGUAAUUCAAGGGUUUACGCUCUGGAUAAGACAUUUUGACUAGGAAUUAAUAUAGGCUAUUUAUAAACUUGUUGUAGCUUUUUUGUAGAAUGGUUGAUUUACUUGAUUUUGUUCACCAAUCUUUCUUACUUAGACGCUGUCCUAGCAAGGAAAUCUAAACAAGUAAGUCAAAUUUUUCCUCGGAAAAAUGUUUCAAUGGUAGUUUAAUUUCAAAGCUCAUACCUUGGUUGAAAAAAAAAUUUCCAAACUACUUGUUCAAAUUUGCGAGGGGUUCGUAUUUUUCAAUGAUUACUUGAUGUUGCUUAUGUUUUGUAUGUAAGAUGCGUUACGGAAAUCGAUUUCACUUUGGUUGUGCGAUGAAGAUAUGAUAGUGAUAAUUGAUUGAGACUGUCUCAAAUAUAGUGCAACUCACUUCAAUCGAAAUAAAAAUUUUUGCGAGACAUCAAUUUAUUCGAGUUGUACAAAGGGGGUGCAUCUCAUGAUCGGCUUGAAGCGUUUGUGUAUUUAUCUUCCUUGAUUCUUUCCUUAGAAUGUUCACCUUCACAUGACCAAGAGAGAAAUAGAGCAUUACUUUGGUGUCAAGGAUCAUACAAAAAGUAAGACAAAAAAGUUCCUUUUCGUAUGUUUGAUAAUUUUGAGCUAUUUUUGCGAUAUUUUGAGCAGUGAAAAGAAGGUUAGUGCAGUCGUAAGCCCAUUUAGGGUGUUGCUCAUGGAGAUCGUAACUGACAGCGCCCCCGAAGGUGGAGAGAGAAAUAAAGCUUCUUUCCUAAAAACGUAAUUAACUAAAGCCAGCCGAGUUUUGAACACGGACAUUUCGACCUGGAGCCCAACGUACUACCUGUUAAGGCAACGCGUCUUCCACAUUCCAACUGACACUGGGUAAGCCCCGAAAGGCCUAGACCUCUAAGAACGUAAGUUUUUACCAUCUUUUCACAGUUCCCGAAUACGAUAUUAGCUCGCCACAUCAUACAGACGUUAAUGGAAGGACUACGUCUCCCUUUCGCAUCAGGAGAGAUGUGGGUCAUUCAGAUAUUUUACAUUACGACGUGCAUGCAUUUGGUUCCAAAUUACGGCUUAGAUUGAAGCGAAAUGGUAAUCUCAUGGCACCGAACUUAGUUAUUGAGAGACAUCACGGAGAGGGUAUGGUAACGACUCAAUCUGCACCCAAAAACAAAUACUACUUGGGACAAGUUUUGUCCGAUCCAGAUUCCUUGGUGGCCUUGCGAGGUGACAGAAGCUUGGUAAGAGUUUUGUUACGUUUGAUGGUAUCUUGAGUUUUUCUCUAAACGUUUUUGCCAAGCGAUAGAGAAAGGAACAUGGUAAGUUUGACUUAUGUAAAGUUUCUGAAAAUGGUGCUCUCGCUCAGACACGCCUGUGUUUGCUACCGUGUUAAUGAUGUGCAUGAAAAAUGACGCGCUUCUAAUUGGCUGAAAAUUUGUGCAUUCUCUUGUAACUCGAGUGCAAAUAACAAAUAACACGCGCACACUUUCAAAAUUUCGUCUGUCUUGCCUUUCUAAUAUGUUUUUUUUUCAUGUAAAUUAUUAAUAAAUAAAACAUGAUUUCUCCUGCAAUUUGGUGUAAACAGCACUUGUAAAUUUUUCAAAGACUACAAAUUGUACUCACCCUAUGGGCUUGUGCAAUUUUGCUCUCUUUGAAAAAUUUACUCGUGCUUAUUAACACCGAAUUGCAUUCCAAAUCAUCUCAUUAGGCAUACAAAUUUCUUGCUGGUACUUACAUUAUGUUAAUUUUUCAUCAUUAGAUGGGUAUGAUCAGGACUUCUCGAGAAACACUAUUUAUACAGCCGCUCUCGCCACACUUGGCCAGGAGAGUAAGGAGAAAUGCGUACUCUACGCCGCACUUGAUUUACAGAAUUCCAACACAAGAAGCGGUUUCCUGUGAAAUGCAGUCAACAGGUUCGUUCGUUUUGUAAAACGAGCAAAUACUGGAAUUAGUGAUGCCACAGUAAUGGCGCAGGAGUAAUUUGUUUUAGCUCCAUUCGCGAUAUCCCAUGUUGGUUGGUUCCCGCCUUAUGGUUCUUUUGUUUUCGGCCUUCCUCCACGAUGAUAAGCACUGCCAAGUUUAACUCGACUUGGGCACAAGACGCGAGGAUCAAUCUAUGAUAAAUUCAGUUUACUUUUCAAUUUUUUUCUCUCUGGCAUUUCCACUGGCAAUUCUUUAUGUGAUUUUGAAAGCACUAAACCUGCUUUCGGUAAAGUACAUUUGCAAUGCUCCCCCCUAGGCGUUUGUUGUCUUUCAGCAGCCAUUCACUAGUAAGAUGGCAAGGAGGUAGCUAUGUAUCAGGUUUUAUCUCCAGAAAAUCAGGGCAUUUGGGGUUGUGAGGGCAUAACCCAUACUGGUCGAUUAUCUUGAUUUGUGCCUUUGGUCAUUGUUUCCGUACUGACCACGAGAGGGAGAUCUGUGUAACUCUCGUGAUACUUAGCCAGGAUUGUUGUCUGUAUAUCGCAUUGUGUUUAGAUGUACUUAUUUGGCCUUUUCCCACAGACCACUAGAUUUUUCAUCAGUACUGAUACCUUUUCUUUACUUUUAUUUUUCUUAUUUUUCAGGAAAAGAUCGUAUCAAGAGAUCUACACUUAAUAGGAGGACUCGUGAAGUAAAAACAAAUGGCUAUAAGUUUCUUGAAGGAGCGUUAAUUGUUCCUAAAAGCUACGAAGAGAAGUAUGGAACAGAUGAAUUUGCCACAGUACUCCUCGCUAUUGCCAAUAUGGUAUGUGUGCUUGGGCAUAUUUACGACGAAACAAUAUUGAUUUUGUCUUAAUCAACGAGUUCUAAAAUGGCUGGAAGCCAGACAAAUAUUCGCCGUAUCAGCAGCUUUAGGAAAAUGCCCGAAGGUUUUUUUUUUUUACAUCAGGGAACAAUUUUUUUUUCAUUCUAAAGAUGUCCUCUUUGAUAUGCAGAGGUUCACUUCAGUAGGAGUUCGCUUCAACGAAAGGGUGGUUAUUUACUAUCCUGAAAAUUUGCGAUGGAAGAUAAAUUUUAACUUAUCUUACACCUUUAAAAAGGAAAUUCCAUCUUUAUCAGAAUUACAUUUUUUCAUCUGAUAGGUUGCUGGUAUGUAUCAAGAUCCCAGUAUAGGAAAAAUCAAGGUCUAUUACGUGGUUACCAAGAUUGUUGUUAUGGAGUCAACAGUAAAGCUGGUAAGAAAUACUUUUAAGAACCAAGUUUGCUAAAGAUACUGUAGUUUAGAUUGGUCUGGUGAAAACGAACCAGAAGCCAUUGAUAUUGAAAAAGAUGAUAAAAGUGAAAGGUCGUAAUUGGAGCCAAGAGUGCGUGUGUAAACGUUGGAGACCAAGGCAUAUUGUUUCUUGUUUAAAAAGCUUCGGACGUGAGCCGGGAAAAGUGGUUCUGGCAAACGUGUCAGCGAAAGAGAAAAGAAAGAAAAAUAAAAGUCUUGCACUUUUGAACUCUUGUUUCUGAGAAGUCCUAUCGUGCUGCAUCGAGUCAGAAUUUUUUUUAAAGAAAGGGAAAACCAAUUGAAACAAGUUUAAUUGCAGCUAAAAACUUUGUUUUCUUUUUGCUAUGUAGGCUAAUUUCACUAAGGUCGACAGCAAUAGCAAGAAGCUGACACAGAUGUUGAAAUGGGCGGGACCUUCAACACUAAGAAGUAAUAACGACCCGGAUCACUAUGACGUGUUCAGUUACGUGUCAAAGUACGUAUUAUCUUUAGAUCCCCGGAUGAAUAUCAAAAUAAUUUUUAUUCGACGUCAUGUUUGUCGCGCACAGCAUUGGGUGGAUAACCGAGCAAAUAAUACUUGGUCUGAAAUCAAAGUGAGUUCACAUAAUGUUUCUUCUCAUUACUGCUGAAAUUAUGACGUGAGCUUUUCCAGCUUGGGCUCUGUUUUGUUUGCAAAGAUUGCUACACGAACAAACAUGCUCUUCCAGCUUGAUUUCGAACGAAAAUAUAUGAUGUUACAUCCGGGACUGUAACCCUUAAGAUCUGAAUAAUGGUCCCUUUCUAGUUGCUAUACUUUUUCACCUAAGUAAACAAAGGAUGAAAAGCACCCUCGAGCCGAUGUAUUUGUCCAAUCCCAUCGCCCCACUUUUUCCUGAAUGAUGUAAAGAGGGGAAGUUGCAUUUGAAAAACCUUGAUAGUGGUAUUUUAAGUCUCUCGUGGGGUGUCAGACUCAUCGGGAAAGGAGCAAACAGCAUCGUAUCUCCUUAAGGGUGAAAAAUACUUAUGGUUGUUUUACGAGGCAUUACGUAAACGUUUCAAAAAGGCACGGGGGAAAGUUUGCUUAGAGAGAGACAGAUACCAGCCUACAAUGUUAGAAAAACUCUACAAUUAACUCCUUUUUGCACAGAAGAUCAGACAGAUAAACAGAGUACAGACAGAAAGACUGUUUAAACAGUUUUUUAUUCGUCACCAAAAGGACUCUAUCAUGGAGCGUCUAAUUCCGGUUGAGAAUUAUAUUGUUUUAUGUAACUAAGCAAUUGUCUCCCUAGACUUGUGAUGAAAUUUUGUGAAUUGACCAUCUUACCGCUUUCUUCCUUUUUGCAGUGAAAUAAAAAGCGGAGGUAAGAUGCUCUUUGCUGACUUGUGUAAUCAGCUGAAAGAUGCCAAGCUAGAUGAAAGUCGUCGUUUUAGAAAUUUUCAAAUGUUUUUGGGUCAUAAAGGUUCCAAGGAAGGUAAGAAGAAUAAAGGGUCAUUAAAUAUAUCCUUAUAUGUAUAUUUUUAGGUCUCGCCAUUGCUAACCAGAUCUGCUCCAAGGCAGGCGCAGGGAAUGGUAACAUCAACGCUGAUGUUGGUCUUCAAACUGCACUUCACGUCGCACACGAGAUAGGUCACAAGUAAGUGACGACGUUGCGUUGUUUGCAUUUUUGCAUUACGCGUGAUGUCAGUAUUUGUCUUCGUCUUGUACGCUCUCCUAUAUCAGAUUUGUUUGUCACAAAUUGGCCCGGGAAAAAUAACCACCCGGAUCAAAUUUUAGAUUGGAAUAUUUUAAUAAUAUCGCGACAAGGUUUGUCGGAAGUUUCGUGUGUCGUAACUUGAAGUUAAGGUAGCACAAUUAGCUGAUGUAUGGACAGUUUUGUCGUUGCAUGUUUGUUUGAAUGAGGUAAGAAAUGCUUGUACCUUACCAUCACAUGAGAAUUAAAGGCUUACCUUUCUCUGUUGUCGCAGCCUUUACCUUGAUCAUGAUGGCGAUGUAGGGUGUCCGCAGCAUCAAUACAUUAUGGAAGCUGUUUUACCGAGUGGUAUCUAUGCAGCAACCUGGUCAAAUUGUUCGCGGAGGGUCCUUCAGGAAUUCUUAGGGUGAGUGCCUUCUUGUGGAAAAUCAGUUAGCGUUUCCUAAACUUAUGAAACAACUGAAUAUUCUCAAUCGUAUCUUGAUUAAAAUGAUCUACAUACUUUAGUAAAUGCUGCUCAAAAUUUAUUUUCCAAUAUAAUCUGGAAAACGAUUACCACUUAUGACUUUUAUGCCUUUUUACACGUACCAUAGAAAUACUUUUUAGAUUGAUUUUAAAUAGCAUUUUAUGUUAUUACACUAUAUAAUUAUACCUUUUGUAAUGUUAACACUCUAACGAUAAGCUAGGAAAUAUUAUGCGGUAGAUGGGCUUUGUUUACUUUUACAGAUCCAAAUAAUGAAAGUGUGGCAUCUGUGAACUGCUCUCUAACAUCUGCUAGGGUAAUAUCUUACCACUUUGUUCUUACUGUAUUAACAGAGGCAGCAAGUCUUGGUGUUUAGAUAACACACCCCUCGGCGAUCUUCCAACCCUUAAACCUGAGUAUCACGGCAAACUUCCCGGGGAAAUCUUCGAUGGAGACGCUCAGUGUGUCAUGCAGUACGGCGCUGAUUACGUAUUGUCACCUUAUGAAAAGGUGAGCUAUGACUGAGAAAGGAAGUACCACAAUGAAUAGGUUCGGCGCGCAGCAAGCCAUGGUUUAUCUUAUGCAGCUUUAUCUUUGAACCAAUGGGGAGCAAGUUGUUCUUGGAUUUGAAAUCGUUAUGGCUACACUUAAAAUAUUGGAUGGCGGAUUUGGGAAAUCAGUCAUUCGUUUCACACAAGUCAGCCAAAGUAUUUUCCACUAUAGUGAGAUUAGUCAAGCACCCAAGAAGAGAUGGAAACUUUGAGAUUACUGGUCCGCGGGGCCUACGCGUCUUAAGUUAAGGAGAGCCCUUGCGAAAUAUGCAGUGAAGAUGUCAGGCCAUCAGACCUUCUCCUAAACAGAUUAACAUUUCACUCGAUUUAAACUCAUCGCCCUUUCUUUCAAAAUAAUUUCUAAUUUAAAUUUUUUUUUUCAGGGAGUAUGCGAUAAGUUAUAUUGCUUUAAUCCCAAAAAGUGGAGUGCAAUUGAGUCGACUAGCACCGAUAGCUGAUGGGGCACCCUGUGCAGAACGCAAGGUAAGAGCAAGGACGGUUAUCCUGCGAUAAUCUUAUGAGCGCCCGUAGGCGUUUAUUAUGGCUAUUUUCUUCUGCUACGAGCGAAACUUCCAUGAAUACCGUCACAAAAAACACACCACGUACUUGUUAUUAACAUGUUUAAACGCUUUAGCACUUUCUGUUAACUUUAGAAAGGACUCCGUGAGAGUUUUGAUUUAAGCAGAGGCAGUGAAACAAAUUGCCGCGAGUAUACAAAAUAGCUAAACGGCAUGAGUAUACUUGCAAUUAUGCUGUUCAUGUCGUGAGUUAGGUCCUCAAACUUGAAAUAAAUUUUACCACCUGAAACCCUAAAACUGACCUUUAUUGCGAUGAAAAAGCUCCGAAAAAAUUUUUAAAUGUUUUUAGGCAUGGAAACUUCAGAAACCUUCUGUCCAGCUUAUAAGUUUACAGUGGUGAAGGAGUGGUAGAGGAAUUCUGGCUACAGACUUCACGUUUUUCCCGUCCAAAUUGAAGUAUUCUUCAAAAGCACUUUUAUAAUUAGUGCCUUCUAACUAGUGUGAUCUUGCACAUCACUAUUUUACAUAAGUUUUCUCUACAAUUUCUGCUCGGGUUUUCAGUGCCAUUACGUUCAUACAGCGGGAAAUUAAUUUGUCUUUGCUCUUCUGACCAGCGUUUCAUUCGGCUUCCAGCGCUUUGAUUGAUUUCUCGCGAUUUUUUUUCAUGGUUUUCAUGAGAAUCAGCGACUUUAUCACAAAUUAAGAGCUAAGAAUAAGUUUAUCUUUAUCUCUGACAAACUUCGCUCAGAAUUAUGUCAUGGAGGCGACAAACAACACUUUCUAUUGUUUCCCCGGCGUAACAAGCCACGGGGUAUGUUGGAAGAACACGAGAAAAGUUUGUUACUGGAGGUUCCUGCAAUCUGAUUGACUCUCAGCAGUACGAUUUAAUCUCAGAUCGUACUCUUUUCAUUUUUUUGUGACUUGUUGAAUAAGACAUUUUGAAGGACAAAAAUUUGAGCAAUUCAAUUGUAACAUUUCAAAAUUAGAUGUUGAUAUAGAAGCGGAAAUUGGACUACAUAUUCGGCCAUUUUCAUGCGCGUUUAUUCGAUUUUGAAAUCGUGCGUAAAAUUCCAAACCAGAUUAAACUUCUUGCAGCUCAGUUACCGUAAAAAAAAACAAACCCUCUAAAUCUCUAAUGAUUAUUUGUCUUUACCGGUCUUAAUAAAGAUUUUCUGUUACAAUUACAGUGGUGCAUAGGCGGGAAAUGUGUAGACAAUGGCAAACCAAGAAUUAAUGGAGGUUGGAGCGCGUGGUCUCGUUACGACUCACCAUGUACACGGCCAUGUAACGGUGGAGUCACGUUCAGAACUCGAACUUGUACAAAUCCUGGGUAAGUUUGAAUAAUAACAAAUCUAAAACUGUAUUUCCUGCAGCAUUUGGGCCUUAGGAUUAUGAAAGGCGUGUUCGUAAUGAAUUUUUUCUACCGUUAUUUUUGUUUGUUUCUUUUGGUUGAGUGUGUGUGUGUCUGUCAGUCUAGUUUUUUUGUAGCUUUAAGUUGUUGUCGUUGUCGUUCGUUUUUUGCAUUUUUUGUUUCAACUAGCGAUUUUUAAGUUUCUUAUAUUUGCUUUUAAUCGUCUUCGUCAUUAGCCAUCUUUGUUCCUCCCUAGUGUAUGAUUUGUUUCUUUUUUAUUUGUCUAUCGCACUGAACUAAUCUUUUGUGGUCUUCUUCAACUUUAAGGUAGCUAUACACAGUGCAAAAACAGACACUUAAAAUUCUAUGACGUAGCGUCUUCGGCGGGUCUCUUCUGUGUACUCUUCGCUAUACAUUUCCUUUGGUAUUGACCAGGGGAAUUUUUUGACAAUCAAAGCUUCUUGGCCACCAUUUCCUUUAUUCUCGUGAUCUUCAUGAAUAAUUCAGCAGUAUAACUAUAAGAAGAAAUUAAUGGCUCAUAUUCAACAAGCGCAAGUGGAAUAAUUGUUUUAAUUAAAACCCCCCAAAAUAUAGAAAAUAUAGAUAAAUCUUCGGAAUUUACUUUAUUGUUUCCUCUGAGAUAAUUGCUUAGCUCCGAUUUAAUUUUGAGCAUGGCUUAUUGGCUCAUAACCCAUGAGCGCUAAGCAUUAUCUAGUAUACACUCGACUGCAAAAACGUUGACACCUAAUAAGCUUGAUUCACGAACGACAAGACCCAACACCUUUAUGGGAAAUGUUCGCACAGAUACAUAAACAGUGAUUUACUUCUCUCAUUAUUCAUGAAAAAAUCUUUUCUCAUGAUAAAACGUUUUCUUCCGGGAAAGUUUGGAUAGCUCUUAUCAUUCAUUACGUCCAACUUAUGGUUAUUAUAAACGCUUGUUGCGUGUCAACGUUUUUGCAAUCGAGUGUAUUUUCAAUAAAAUAUCACCUGCAAUCAGGCAUCUUCAACCGACUUUUUCUUACUUACUAGACCAUCUAAUGGCGGGGAAUCCUGCGUUGGAGAAAGCAAGGAGUGGAAAAUUUGUAACUCGCAGGUUAGUCCGGAAAAUCGCCCACAAAAAUACAAUUUAAUUUGGAAUAAGAGCGUCUCUGCUUAAAUGUUGUAACAGUGAUACCUUCGGAUUAUUUACUGGAGAAGUAUCCUCAACUUGAAUUUAAUAUUUAUGUUUUGCUAUUAAAAGGAUUAUAUAAGAUCAUGACAUUGAUUGCGUUUUGCGAUUCCAAAGAAUUGGAAGACAAAAAUUGUAUUCAAAUAUUAAAAAAACUUUGAGCACGGAUGCCGACAUUUUGAAUUUUGUUUAUCACUCUUGCAGGUUACCGUUGUCGUGGGCAAGUCUCAAACCUCUUUUGAUAUCUGUUUAAACAGUUUCAAUUCACACAAAUAAGCAUUCUUGACUCAAGUUAGAAGUAAUAAUUUUUAUUUCUUCGAUACCAGCGUAACGUAGCAGGUCCUUUUGAACUGCGCGCGUUUUUUUUUUUUACGUUGGCUGCCGGGUUACUGAGUUGUUUUCAAAAUGGUGGCAUCCCUAGACGAAAUUUUAGCACAUUUGCAGACAAUUUUCGAAUGAACGAUUAGGCGAAUCUUAAGAUCUCAAACCGCGUAAGGAGUAUAUGUUCAAACUUUAUAUUAGCUGAGAUAAAUUUUUGAUUGGGUCAGAACCAUGUUUCUUCUUUAAUCAAGCGAGAGAGAAGUAUGCAAGGCGAAGGAGUCUCCCAGACUGAUACAGAUCCAAUCUCUAUCAUGUUAUUUUAAGACUCCACGUUGGUUAACAAAAGAUAAGCCUUGAAUGCGCUCUGUUCUUUUGUAAAGCUCGCAGGAAUCGGCUGAAGCACGAAAGAAGUGUAGGGAGAAACAAGAGACGUAGUUUCUCACUUCUUUGUUUUAAAAGAAAGAAUCCGCUUACUUCCCCACGCAUUACUCUAUACUCUCUUAUAAAAUGUUCAGAGAAAUGCGCCUGCCGUGAUUGGUCAGAACGAGUUCAUUAUAUUUCAAUUAAGCACGCGCCUUAAGUCACACGAGUGCACUGUUGAGAUAUAAUGCACGCAGUCUACGUCAUCGGUACAAGCACGUGCAAUUCACGAUACAUUUUAUAUAAGAAUAAAAAAACUUGUUCCUCGAGCAUUGUUGAGUUUUUAAGCACUUGAGAAUUUUUAAGAAUACUCGAGAAGUGCUCCGCACUUCUCUCGAGUUCUUAAAAAUUCCCGCGUGCUUAUAUAACUCAACGAUGCACUCGGCGCGUUUUUCAUUUCUAUAAUAAAGCACGCGACAAUAAGCCAACCAGAAUCCUUGUUAGAAUAGUUCAAAGGAUCUGAUUGGUUGACCAAGACUAAAGCUGUCAAAAAUGUUAAACUAUCAAAGUUCACUAUCUGUAGUAGUUUACAAACUGAAAUAGUUCGGCACGUCGAAUUCAACACUGCCUGAAGCCUUUUAGUCUCUAAUACAGAAUCUGAAACUGAAAUGUUCAGUGAAAUCUGACCGAAUUGAAGCUCGGAAAAACACGCACGUUUUUUAACAUGACAAUUAGAAAAUUAAAUUUGUUUAAGAGGGGUGUUUUAUAAAUGAACGAAGACCGAAUUUACAGGAAUAUGAAGACUGCUCGGGAUGACAGCGCCGUAAAACUCAGCUGCUGUGAUUGACGUGACCCUCUAACUCAAUGCAUUGGAAAACAUACAAGAGCAACCUCUUAUUUGUUCACUCAAGGGGUAGCUGAUGUAAACUCUGAGGCUUGCUUCACUGCGAUGACCGGAGAUUGCGAUAAUGAGCUAGCCGCGAUGGACCUCAGCGUGAUCGCAGUCGCUCUGACACCAACAUGAUUAAGAUGAAUUUUAACAGUUAUGCCAGUUUGGCUAUACUUUUCAUUAUUCCUGUUUUGCUCUGUUUUGUUUUUGACCACGAAACUAUGUAUACUACACGAGUGUUAGCUUGUUUGAUUUUUCUUACCGUACUUAAGAUUGAAGAAAGCCUUAAAAACUCGGACUGUCCAUUUCGUUUUCUCUUUUAGGAUUUUCGUCUCUGCUCACGUUAUAAUAACGUCAAUUACGGCGCUUGACAGGUUUAUAAACCUUUGUUUGGUUCUACUGUUGCCAUUUGAGGACUUGCUUGUUCCGAAAUUACACUUUCAGUUAACGAAAAAAAACCUAGAGUGAAGCACGGGAAAUUGUCAGACAUAGUGCAAUUUGGCAGAUGGCGUGACAGCUUUAGUUCUCUCGCUCAAUGUUCUAUACUCUGAUAGAGCACGCUGUUUUAACUAAUAACAGCGCGCGUGAUAUCCGAACUUUAUUAUAGUGGUCUUUCGGGAAUAAUGUUUCAUGGACUGUUUCUGGUUGGUAACCAAGGCUUGAAUGUUUAUAGAGGAUAACAGAAAGACGCUGUAUGAGAUGUCCAGAUGAGGGAAAACUGUGAUAAAGGAUCUUUUGCUUUUAAAUCAUCGGGUGGUUCUCGAACACUUUAGCGUGGGAUUGACUACAGGAUCAGUAAUUAAUCCACUUUAUCAUUUUUCUUACAGGCCUGUCAAGAAGGAGCAAAAACAUUUAGAGAGGAGCAGUGUUUAAGAAAGCAAUCUGGCUCAGUUCCCUACUUUGGUUCAAGUUGUAUGUGUGUGACUUUGACUGUAUUUCAUUUAUAUAUUAUGUGCAAUUCAAGGCCAUAUGUUUACGAAGCUUCGAGUAAAGUUCGCUUGCCAAAAAUUAUUACCUGCAAUUUUCACCGAGAACUACAAUUAGGAAGCUGGCAGCAUGUUUUCAAUUAUCGAAUCUAAGGUUUCCCUUGCUUAUUCGGAAAAAAACUUGCCUAAUGAGUUAAAAAUCACCAAGCAAAAUGUAAUGGUAAGACAACUAAAUACGAUAAUUUAACUAAGAUACAACACUAUUUUCGUUUUUUCAGGGAAGUUACAUUUUAUUCAUUUUUCAUUUUCGUAAUUCAUUUAUCUUAUUUAUUUUCUCAGCCCUUUGUGAAUUAUAUUGUCGUGUCGGAAGCCUUGUGAGAGGCAAAGGUACCGUAGAAGACGGAACGCGUUGCAAAGCAGACAAAAAACACUUAUGAUGUGUGUAUCCAAGGAAAAUGCCGAGUAAGUGACUUAAGAUAAUAUUGCAAAAAAAUUAUCGGUAUCUAUUUUUUCUGGUUUGAAGAUAUCUGUUCACAAAUUUAUCUGAGAGAUUUAUAGAAAGUUUGCGUAGCUACUAUGGCUUACGAAAAAGUGUUCUGGUACCAACCUUACUUCGUCUUUAGAAUUCUCAGAGAAUAUUACAAUUUUGCAACCCGCAAAACUGUUUUAUCUUCAUGGAUUGCUAAGAAUGGAGAAUAUUUUAAAAAUCCUUUAACUCCCAUGAGUGACCAAGACAGAAUUUCUCCUUACAAUAUCAAUACAAUAUCAAGCAGACAAGUGAUGAGAAUAAAAACAAUUUUAACGAAGGGUAAUUAGUGGAUCCAGUACCAAAUUCUCCAAACUAAUAUCACAAGAACUAUAUGGCAGACAGUAAGGGAAUUAGUAUUACGAUCUUGGGAACUAAAGGGUUAAGUAGAAUUGUGAAUAAAGUUCUAAAAAAAACCUAACAAACAAACAAACAAACAAACUUCAACUUCAAGGAAUUAUUUUCAAAUCAAACCAUAUUUCCCAGUCGAUAGUUUUCCUCUCAUCUCGUUACCCUUUCUUUUAAUCGAAAACCUUGUGGCAUUUUGAGGAGAAAAUCUUUGUGAGUCACUCCUGGAAGUGAAUAAUCUAAGAUAUGUUGAAAAUUUGUAAUAUUUUUCACUCCGUCAUGAAUAUGCAUUUAAGGAUGUCGGGUAAUUAUGGUUUUGAAAUGUCACUUGACUAAAUAGUCGGUUGGCUGUGAUCACGUUCUGGACUCCAACGCAAUGGUGGAUCGCUGUGGCAAAUGUGGCGGGGAUGGGGACCAAUGCUUCGUUAUUUCUGGAAGUUAUACGGCCUCUCAUACUGUAAAAGGUACAUUUCAUAGCCCAGUAGGACAGUUCUUGUCGAUUACGUCAUAGUUGUGCAAAUAAAGGGACACUAAAGAGGAGUUAGGCGCCUUACUUUGCUGUGAAAAUAGAGAUAUAACUAAUAUUAGGUAUGUGGCUUUGACGCCUGAUUCACUUGCACGGAUUCCGCUGCAAACAUCUCGUUCAAAUUUUUAGGUGUGUUUUAUAGGUGGAGUGGUUACCUGGUUUUAUUGGUGGCCUUUUUCAUUUUUUUUUUAGAUAAAAUAUUAUGAAUAAGACGGUUAUUUGACUGUACUAGUUUGAUAAGUGUUCUAUGUCUGCUUCGGUAAUCUAUGAUUUCACUCGAGUUUGUUUGAUUCUCUGUUUCCUCGCUCUUUGUUUUAUUAUUAUUCUCUUAUGUCUCAGAGCUUUAACAUUUACGAGGCAAAGUUAAGAUUUUUAUCGCCUCUUUACCAUUUGCCGAGAGUACACAACAGUGCAUAAGAAACCUCAGUAAAACUACGAAUGAUUAGCGAAUAACACCUUUUUUCAUUUUGUUUCUUUAAUUCUAGGUCUUGAAAAUGCAGAUGUCGUUCAAAGACUUCUCAUUGGUGCUUACGACGUUUCUUUCAAAAUGAGGCAGUCAUCACGUAAUUACCUCGGUAAGAAAUCGAGGGACUUAAAGUGAAACCAACAGUAUAACUUAAAGAGGAAGUACGCUUCAGGAACCAUAUCGGUUGUUGCUGUCAUUAACAAAAAAAAUGUACUUGAAAUUACGCAGUCAGUGUGAGAAAUUCAUGCCUGUAUACUUUGUAAUGGCCGAUAGAGCCUACUCGGCUUAUCCUCUAAGUUUGACCUGAUGUGUGCUGAGCGUUAGAACCCAUAUCGAUUGGGUGUUGUUAAAGUAAUUACGACCAAUCAGGACAAAGGUAGACAUCAUCAGGGGCUGGUGGAAUCGAAAGGUGAAUCAAUCGAACUGCCUGAAACACGAGAAAAUCAGUGUAAGCAAGUCACGAUUGGUAUCGGAAUUGCAUAUGUUUCGCUAAGAUAGUGUUACGAGUUUUCUGACCAAUCACAAAGCAGAGCAAGCAAAACAGAGGAACACACCCUCUCCUGAAUUUUCACGAUUUAUCAUAUCAGGUGUUGCGAAGUAACAAUUUCUAGCUAAUCAUUAGACUGUGAAUACUACUGGUGAAAGCGCUUGGUUACAUUUCAGGGGUUCAAGCAGACAAUGGAACAUAUUUAGUGGGCAACGUAAGUAAAAACGUCCAGGAAGUUUCUGCUGCUAACACAGUUAUCCAGUAUACCCGCAAGAAGUCAAAGUACAAAGUGAUACUCACGAUCCCAGGUCCUACAGAUCAGAUUCUUAAAGUAGUGGUAAGCAUUUUUCUAUUAGGUAUUGUUGAUAGUAAACUUAUUAGUGACUUUAUCUGUGCGUUUCCCGUAAAAGUUUACUAAAUAGAGAGUAAUACAUGGGCACGUGUGGAUAUGGAAAUUCUCUUCGAGUGUUUACCUCAAUAGCUCACGAGUGAGCGCUGCGAGCGAGUGAGAUGUCGAGUUGAACACAAGAAGAGAAAUUUCGUAUCCACGCGCGCCCAUGUAUUAUUUUUGUUUAUCAUAUAAACACAAAAAGUCCUUUGAGGCAAGAAAAGUCAACUUUAUUAAUGAAUGAAAAUAAAAAGGAUCGACAAUCACCGAGUAAAAAUCGUAAAGUCCGUCGGCGCUAAUGCUCAAAGAGAAAAACUGCAUUGAAACACCACAAAAACAAACAAUGGCCGUAAUUUUCAUUACACAAAAUAUCUCGGCUAUUGACUCGGUCCUUACCGAUAGAAGAAGUCUUUCAGGUAAACGGCCAAAAUUGGCCUAUGGCAAAUCUUUCAGUUCUUGAUUUUCGUUCUCAGCCGCGAGAAACCACUAAAUACGUAACUUUCAGUUUUUCUUUCGGUAUUUUGGUUUUCUUCCCCCUCUAGGAAAGAUUGAACGUCACUGUUAGUAAAAGAUACGGAUUUUUAAGUGUUUAGGAGCCAUAAUCCGAAAAAAUUCCGACAAAAGACCUUGGAUUGUGAAUGGUGAAGGCUUUGCCGUUCAUUUAUCAACCUGACCAAGUGGCGCGAAAGGCGAGUGACGUGUCAGCAGCUGAUUGGCGAUAUCAAACACACGUGAAAAAUUACGACAUUUUUCACGUGUGCUGUUACGGCUUUUCUCAGGCUGGUAAUCCUUGUAUAAUACCGCAGUUUAUAUGAUAAAUAGAGAAUAAUAAAUGGCGCGCGUAGAUAUGGAAUUUUUCUUCGAGUGUUCAACUCGGUAGCUCACGAGUAAGUGCAGCCAAAAUCGGCUUGUGGCAUAUGCAGGCUUGUCUUUACACAUAUCAUUUCUACGCCAUUAUUUCCCACUUUAAAUCAUAUUUCACGUCCCCUUUUGCAUGGAUGUGCACCCUUUUCCUACGAGCGUUUCGUGUCUCGUAUAUUCCCUCAGCAUUUGGCAAUUUUUUUGCCUCGUGUUAUCUUCGCGUUUUAAUUUUUGCCGUCUUAUUUGUUGGUAUUUUUUUUACCAAAUUCGUUUUCCUCUUCCUUACGAAUUUCCUUCUUCUUCACAUGCGUAUUAAAGAUAAGUUAAAUUGAACGCCGAAUAAACGUAAUUGAUUAAAGCGAGCCCAUGCCUCUUCAAUAGUAUAUUCUUCCUGUGUAAAUCAAAAUGGCUGUGCAUUUUUUAAUACUUGUAACUGAUAAUAUGGGUGGGGGGGGGGGGGGGGGGGGGAGUGGUUAUUUGUCGGACAUUCCGACAGGUUACUUUGUCACCUUAUGAUUUCAAACUGUCCUUCGUUCCUUUAUUUUCAGUACGUUUAUGUCCAAGGUGGAAAUCCAGGAGUAGACUUUGACUUUAAAAGGAUCGUUCAACCUUCCGACACACCGCCUGAGAAUAAAUUUGAAUGGGUGACAUCCACGUGGUCCGCCUGUUCCACAACGUGUGGCCAAGGUACAAACUCUUGAACUAGACGCAUGCGUGUUUCUUCUCUCUUACGCACAUGUUUCUGUUGGUCUUACUAAGGCCAGGCAAACCGUUUGAUUUUUCAUAAUCAAGGUAUACAUUGAAAUAGCCGAUAGUACUUACUGCUAUUACGAGAAACUGAACGUUUAGCUGUAAUUUUUUUAAGAUGUGAAUUUAAGUGUGCUUAUUUGAGCUCGGCAACAUAGAAGGCGAUAUUGAUAAUUUAGCUGGUGGCGAUACCCUCAACAUAGAAGGUAUUACCAUGAAUCCAGAAAAUCUUACGACGUACAUUUGAAAGAGCCUUUUUUCUAAAUUCAGUUAGUGCUAGAGAAUCUGGUCACCCCCCAUCACCGGGUAAAUUCGACUUUAAGUUUAAAUUUUCUUUUUUUUUAACACUGGGCUGGUGUGUUCUAAGAAGUGAAUUGAACAGGAACUAUCAACAUGUUGGAGAGGGUCAAUGUAAAAUAUGGUGAAACCCACAGGCAGAUACUUACCUUUUCGAUUAUCUACCUUCUCAUAUCCCAUCCUUGCUGGUGGAGUAACUUGACGGUAUUAGUCUGCGUUUUCACUCGCAGGUGUUCGUACACGCUCAGCGAGAUGUAUUCGGUCAGAUGACAAAACACCCGCCAGCGAUGAAGCCUGUGGAGCAAAAAUUACAAGUGAAUCAUGCCAGGUCAAGGACUGUCCCUCGGAGUAAGAGCAAUACAUUUCUUUGACAAUCGAUUACUGAGUUAAAUACAAAGCUAAUGGUCUACUUCUCACUAACGUGAGUUUGGGUUGAGUCUAACUUUUGGCUAACGCUUUCAGAGGCGUUCUUCAAUGGAUGAGAGAGGGUGCUGUUGCACGGCAUCUAUACAUUUUCUGGGUAGAAGGUAUUUUGGGAGUCUGCUCAGUAUUACAUCGAUCAGAAUCGAUCAGAGAUAUAAAUUUUGAAUACGUAGAUCUUUCCGUUGCCGUGAAUAAUCCAUUGCGAUAGAUUAACCUGCAGUCGUUCGGCUUUUGACGUAGAAAGAGAAGUCUGAGCGCCGCGGUCUUGUGUUUUAUUGACAAUAUAAGUAACUUGAGGAUUUUUGCUUUCAGAUGGCACACCACUGAUUGGUCAACAUGCUCCAGAUCAUGUGGCAAUGGGUUGCAGACACGCGGUGUCAUCUGCCGUAAGAAGAUCAACCCUACAGAUUAUGGACCAAGCACAAACUGUCCCGCUGAUCAAAAACCCAGCAUUUCUGAGAAGGUUCGAUAUUGUAACAGCAUCGAUUGCCUGGCUGAUUGGGACACUCAAGAGGGGUUACUGGUAAGUACCCCCUAUUUUUAGAGGGUCUUUCAAUCGAUGAUUUUCAAUUUUGUGCAUUAGGAAGUGAGAUAUUAUGACGGUGACGUCAAGUUAAAAGGCAUCCUGAAAAUGAACGUUUAUUUCUCUUAAGAAUCACGAGAGUAGCUCUAUGUGUUGAACUUCUCUAACGUCACCACAACUCCCUUUCAGCAUUAUAUGUCAAUGGGACGUCAAGUAAAAACUUGAACGAUUUUCCUUAGGGGUUCCUAACCUCAGGCUCGGAAAAAUUUUGUGAUUUUUCUUCUUAUCUUGCUCAAAUUGUUUGAAAAUGUACAAAGUUUUAAUGCAAGGACGUGGAGAGCUAUUGCUUUUUAGAUAUUUGUAUUCCGUUGCGUUCUCGUUUUACUUUUUAGGGUGUUCUGAAAGUCUUAUAAAGAUCCAUUACUGUCUUGCUUCAAUACUGUCAGCUAGCAGUCAGUUGCUGCAAAAUUAUGAAUGAGGAGCAGUUUGUAACAUUCCUUCAUACAUUUUGUGAGAAGUUUAUUUCCUGACAACAAUUUUAGUCAAUCCAAAUUGAUCGCAUAUGACUAAAGCGUACAACAGUGGGGGCUUUUCGUAAUAGUUAGAUGUCUUUGGAAGGUGUUAGUUUGAGGUCUCAGUGUCCGCUGGACCAGGGUUGAGUUUGCCUCUUCUUUCUUCCCCUUUCAUCGAUUCACGGUUACUCUCAUGUUUUUUUCUGUUGGUCUGCCUUGUGCCCUUAGUGUAGGGUGAAGGCAAUCCCAGGAUCACUUGCUCCAGCCUCAGCCGGCCGGCUACACCAGUUGUUUUGUUCUUCGCUUUGGUUAAAUUUUCGUUAAGCUUCCAUUUUUCACUUUGGCCGUAUGAUUUCUCCCCUCGCUACAACACUCACUCUUACCAAACGGCCUCUAUCUUUCCUCUAACUUUACAGAAAGACAAAUGCGGGGAGCCAAUUGAUCCAACGACGCUCUCUUGUUACCGAUUGGAUCACUUUGGCCAAAAAGCCAUGGUUCCGAAUCUUUUAUGUAGGUACAGAGCCAAGCCGACACGUCUCCCAUGUACAACUACAUCAAGCCCCACGGAACAAGGCAAGGAACAUACCGCAGCCCCCACAGACCCCACAGCCUCCGUCGACAAAAACGGUUCACAAUCAUAUCGACAUCAAAAUGCAAUAUUUACCAGCGUAUUGGUUCCUGUGCUUCAGAUUUUGCUGGAGUAUUAUAAUUUAGGAUAAGUGACAUUUACUGACGUCUGUCUACUAGCAUCUCAGCUAAAAUGAACAGCAUACAACAAAAUUAUUUCCUGAAAUGAUCUUUAUAUUUCCUGAAAUAAUCCGUCAGCAGGUUUUGCCGGGAUAAUAAAGCUACUAGGUCUCAACGAGAGUUAAACUGAGUUUCAGUAUAACAACUUUUAGUAUAAAACCGUUUUAGUAUAAUAACUUUUAUCUAGUUUUUUUAAAGCAGGACGACAGAUGUCAAGGGAAAACUCUCUCUGAUUCGGAUUGAGGAAAAAUAAUAGCUUAUUAUUUAGGAUGUGUAUGACUGACUUUCACUAUUUGAUAGUUGAUUCAAACUGCUAUAGGACGAUUAUUUCAAAAUGAAGUAUGCUGAAAUAUAAUUAACCUAGAGGUCAUUUUAAAAAAACCAUGUUUAUUAUAAAUAAAAUGACCACACAAGUUUUUAUUUGAUCAAUAAUAUUCUUUAAUUAUAAAAAAAAAAUGUAAUUUAGAUUAUUUUGUAUAAGCAAUGUUAGAAUAGAUAGGAUGCAA
Molecule: messenger RNA, 22069 nt
Organism: Pocillopora meandrina
Lineage: Eukaryota; Metazoa; Cnidaria; Anthozoa; Scleractinia; Pocilloporidae
Source: the annotation of a GenBank genome assembly